Cajanus cajan (pigeon pea) is the source of this 1334-nucleotide messenger RNA. RefSeq names its product plasmodesmata-located protein 1. Lineage: Eukaryota; Viridiplantae; Streptophyta; Magnoliopsida; Fabales; Fabaceae. The record is from RefSeq and is a predicted model, not a curated record. Gene Ontology annotation, biological process: transport of virus in multicellular host; plasmodesmata-mediated intercellular transport. Gene Ontology annotation, molecular function: metal ion binding. Gene Ontology annotation, cellular component: plasmodesma.
UUUAAUGGACAAAUAUAAAUAUAUAUAUAUAUAUAUAUAUAUGUAUUAAAGCAGGAAGCAAUAACAGCAAAGUGCAAAACACCACCAAACUCAGAAAUGGGUAGGUCGAGAAGAAGAGAGCAAGAGCAAACACAAACGCUCCUCCUUCUGAUUACACCACUCCUUCUACUACCCACACCCACCUCAGGCGCAGACAACACAAACCUCAUCUACAAAGGCUGCGCCGACCAGAAGCUGCAAGACCCAUCAAGCUUGAAACCCCUUUUGGCCUCUCUUGUGUCCGAGUCAGCGCAAAAGCCCUUCGCCACCGCCACCCAGAACGCCCUCACCGCCGCCUACCAAUGCCGCGGCGACCUCUCCAACGCCGACUGCUCCGCCUGCGUCGCCAGGAUCCCCGCCAUGCUCCCCUCCCUCUGCGGCGCCGACGUCGCCGCCGCCCGCGUCCAGCUCGGCGGCUGCUACCUCCGCUACGAGGCCGUGGGCUUCAAGCAGGUCCCCGCCACGCAGCUGCUCUACAAAGUGUGCGGGUCCCGGCGGCUCUCCGACGGCGCGGGCUUGGAGGCGCGGAGGGAGGCGGCGUUCGAGAUGGCGGAGAACGGCGUGCAGAGCAGCGGCGCGUUGUUCUACACGGGAAGUUACGAGAGUUUGUACGUGUUGGCCCAGUGCGAGGGUGAUUUGGGAAAUGCGGAUUGCGGGGAUUGUAUCAGGAGUGCUGCGGACCAGGCUAAGGCUCAGUGCGGUCGCGCUAUUUCCGCGCAGACUUAUCUCCACGCUUGUUAUGUUAGUUAUAGCUUCUACCCUAAUGGAGUUCCCACUGCCGCAUCGUCUUCGCCGAGAGCAGGGGAAGGGGGGCAUGAGCACACGGAGAGGACGGUGGCGCUUGCGGUGGGAGGCGUGGCGGCGUUGGGGUUCUUGAUUGCUUGUAUGUUAUUUGUGAAGUCGGCGUUGAAGAAAAGAGGUGGGAAGCGUUGAGGGAUGUUUGGAUUUUGUAUAUAUAGAUAGAUAGAUGAGUUUUUUUGUGUUUGUUAUUAGGUGAAGUGAAUAUACCUUUGUCUUUGUAUAGUUGUGGUGAGAGGAAAGGGGAAAGGGGAAAGGAUAAAUUAAGUGAGGUGUGAAACAGAAGUUUUAUUGGGUGAUGUGGUGGAGAUUUGUGUCCCCACUGGACAUGGUCAUUGCCUUUGCCUUUGCCUUUGCCUUUGCCAUGCAUAUCCUCUCCUCUCCCUACUCUUGCAUCAUCUGCAUCUCAUACCACCAAUUGAAGGUAAAAUGUACAAAUUCAUGAUGUAACCUCUUUAUAUAUGUUCUCAUCAAUUAUUACCACCCUUCAAAUCUUA